This is a messenger RNA of Xiphophorus couchianus (Monterrey platyfish), 1882 nucleotides long. Its product is annotated as usherin. Lineage: Eukaryota; Metazoa; Chordata; Actinopteri; Cyprinodontiformes; Poeciliidae. The record is from RefSeq and is a predicted model, not a curated record. The coding region runs from base 369 to 866 and encodes 165 amino acids. The transcript is spliced from 6 exons.
CAGGAACAUGAAUGCAGUCGGUUCCAAGCUCUUUGACUCUUGACCCUGUCUGGGAAUUAUCGGUCCUGGGUAGGGAAUGACCACAGCAAAUUCUUUUGACACAUUUUGACUACUUAAUGUCCAAAGGAAAAGGUCAAGAUGGGGCUACAGGUGAGAUCCUAAACCCUGUGUAGGUCUGUGGCCUUGCGAUUGAUGUCACACAGCGAAGGGCCGCCAGCAUCCCCAACACAGGCCGAACCACGGACCUCAGCACUGACUCACCGAGCCCCACUCCUCCUGGAGGAGGCGGCGGCGUUGCCGGGGGUGACCGGGCAGACGGAGGGCGGCGAGAGCAUCAUGUCGUCCAGGAGCUUUGGUUCAUCGUGGUGAUGGCCGCCAUCGCCCUGCUGCUGCUGGCCGUCGUGUUAGGAGUCGUGCUUCACAGGGCCCUGAAUAAACCCCCCCUCACCAGGGCGAGGCCUCCUCUGGUCGCUCUCCCCAUGCAGAAGAGGAGCCCCAUGGCUGUGUACCCGCCCAGCAACUCUGUCCUGUUCGACAUGGUGCCAGACACUACCGGCUUCUCCAGCAGCGUGACCCUGAAGGGAUUCUCCAUGAAGAUUGAGGAGAUUCUGGAGGCUAAAUGCGAGCCCACCGAAGAGAUCGUUGCAGGAGAGGAAGAGGGCGUUCUCAGUGUGAACUCCCUGCGACGCAGCAUCAGCCAGGUGAUCGACGGGAAGUCUCUCGCAGGAGACGACGACGUCUGGGACCCCAACAUCUCAGCCCAUGACAGCGGGAUGUUCAUGGAUGACGAGGAAUUUGUGGACACCAUCAAAGGCUUCAGCACUGUGAGGAAAGAGCACACGAUGUUCACAGACACCAACCUGUGACCCCACAAAAAACAUUUGGUCCCCACAGCUCAGUCAGGAGGGCAAUAACAUGAGUCAUGAUGAGGCUUGUCACCACAGGGGCUCACAGAAGAGAAGCUUCAUGUGAAGAUCCAGUGGAAGAAGAAGAAACAUCUCUUUAUUUAAACACAACUGGAAGAAUAUCCAUUUUAUUGACAUGAAGGAAGCAGCAGGACAAGCAGAAUCCCGUAGAAGAUACUUUAGUCUCCAUAUUCUACUCUAUUCUACCCUGUUUCCAUGACAUCGACCUUGAUCCUGAAACGGAGGAGAUCACCGGCCUUUUCUGAGCAACAUAGUUAUUCCUGUAGGUUUCAUCUCAUUCAAUUUAAGCUAAUUGAAUCCGCAGCUGCCAGGUCAUAAGCAGUUGCACUUUUUACAUUUUAUUUAUAACUUUGUCUUAUAAAGUUUUAAUAACCUUUGGACAUUUUUAUUGGCUUGUCACGUUAAAUUCAGACAGUAUUGUGCUAAAUUGGGCUGCUAAGUGAUUAAUCAACACAAAGUAAGGCAGAAAUUAACUCAUACAAUUUUUUUUUUUACUAAUGAAAGUCUGAAAGAGUGUGCCAUGUAUUAUUUACAUGUAUUUAUUGAGGGCUAUCAGAAGAAAGUGAGGAAAAUGAAUCAUAUGGCAGAUAACGUAUUAUUGUUCUUUGAAUUGUUCUUUGAAUUAGCUCCAUAUGUUCAUAGAUUCAGGACUCUGAAGCAGGUCCUGAAUCACCUUUUUAUUUUUGUGGACGAUUUAGGACCUAAUGAGGAAGACAUGUAAACCCCAGUGUUGUGAAGUCGGCUUCCAGGUGCCAUCAUGUUCAUCAGAAGCUGGAAAAGCAUUUCAUUUUUUUUUUUUUGUAACUAUGUACUUUCUGGACAUGCAGAUUUAUUGAUUUAUUGGACAUGGAGAUUUAUUCUCCAGCAGUGAUUUCUAGAAAUUGCUUGUGCCGUUUCUAACUUACAAAUUAAAAGACAUCUGUCAAAUAAAGAAAAGACAUCUUUCCUAUUUUGAA